Molecule: messenger RNA, 831 nt
Organism: Dujonia railenensis
Lineage: Eukaryota; Fungi; Ascomycota; Pichiomycetes; Serinales; Debaryomycetaceae
Source: the annotation of a GenBank genome assembly
AUGGCUGGUAGCUCAUUCUUAAAACUCUCUGACGGGACAAAUCUCUUCUAUAAGGACUGGGGUACUGGACAGCCUAUCGUUUUCAGUCAUGGAUGGCCUUUAUCUUCAGAUGCCUUUGAAGACCAGAUGAUCUUCUUCGCUCUGAAAGGAUACAGAGUCAUUGCUCAUGAUCGUAGAGGUCACGGUAGAUCUUCUCAACCAUGGGAAGGAAACAAUAUGGAUCAAUAUGCUGAUGAUUUGGCCGAGCUUGUGAAACACUUAGGCUUGAAGGAUGCUAUUCACAUUGGCCAUUCCACUGGAGGUGGUGAAGUUGCCAGGUACAUUGGAAGGCACGGAACUGCCAAUGUUCUGAAAGCUGCUUUGAUUGGAGCAGUGCCUCCUUUGAUGUUGAAAACCGAAACGAACACCAAUGGUACCCCGAAGGAAGCAUUCGAUGAUAUCAGAAAUAAUGUGUUGAAGGACAGAUCACAAUUUUUCAAGGACUUGGCCUCAGUGUUCUACGGUUUCAACCACGAUGAGUCAAAGAAAUCUCAAGGAUUAAUUGACAGCUUCUGGUUACAAGGAAUGCAAGCCUCCAUCAAAUCAUUGUAUGAUUGUGUUGAAGCAUUCUCCGAGACUGACCAAGUUGGCGAUUUGCAAAAAAUGGACAUUCCUACAUUGGUUUUAUACGGCGAUGACGAUCAGAUUGUUCCACCUAUCGCAUCAAGUAAGAGAGCAGUUAAAUUCUUGCCUAAACCUACAGAGAUUGUCUAUCCUGGAGCAUCACACGGGUUGUGUAGUACGCAUAAAGAUAAAGUAAAUGAAGAUCUUUUACGUUUCAUUUCAAGCUAA